Molecule: messenger RNA, 1559 nt
Organism: Medicago truncatula (barrel medic)
Lineage: Eukaryota; Viridiplantae; Streptophyta; Magnoliopsida; Fabales; Fabaceae
Product: glycine-rich cell wall structural protein
Exons: 2
Coding region: 279-1379 (366 amino acids)
Source: RefSeq, a predicted model, not a curated record
UUGUUUCUUGUAUAUCUAGACAGUUAGGUGUCACGCAUUGAAUGUUGUACGAAAUUUCUUUCUCAAUUUUCCACAUAAGUUUGAAUUUUGAGGUCCAAUGUUGGAUACGAAGACUCUGAGAAAGCAUCAACAUCACAAUGAAAGAGAUCUCAACUACACGUACUGUGAUUUACCACUAUAAAUAUAACCACUCCUUGCUAGGUUUCCCAAGUAUAACUAAACCAAAGCAUAUAUACUAGCUUCAUUUCUUUUUUCAUUGUCAGAAUUCAUUCAGAAAGAUGGCAAAAUUACAUAAACAUGUUGGAAUACUUUUUGUGUUGUUGGUGUUGGUGAUAGGUAUAGUAGAAUGUCGCAAACUCAAAGAAGAAGAGUCCAUGGAAAGCAUUGGAGGUGGUGGUUUCGGUGGUGGAGGUGGAUUUGGAAAAGGAGGCAGACAUGGCGGUGGUAUAGGAGGAGGUGUGGGUGGCGGGUUUGGAGGUGGUGGUGGUGCCGGAGGUGGCGGUGGAAAAGGCGGAGGUUUUGGAGGUGGUGGUGGUGCCGGAGGUGGCGGUGGAAAAGGCGGAGGAUUUGGAGGUGGUAGUAUUGGAGGUGGUGCUGGUGGAGGCCAUGGAGGAGGAGAAGGUGGUGGGGUUGGAGGUGGCGGUGGAAAAGGUGGAGGAUUUGGAGGUGGUAUUGGAGGUGGUGCUGGUGGAGGCCAUGGAGGAGGAGAAGGUGGUGGGUUUGGAGGUGGCGGUGGAAAAGGCGGAGGAUUUGGAGGUGGUGCUGGCGGUGGUAAAGGUGGAGGAGUUGGAGGUGGUGCUGGUGGAGGCCAUGGAGGAGGAGAAGGUGGUGGAUUUGGAGGUGGUAGUGGAAAAGGUGGAGGUCUAGGAGGCGGAUCGGGUGGAGGUGCUGGUGGAGGCGGAAAAGGUGGUGGUAUAGGUGGAGGUGGUGCUGGUGGUGGAAUUGGAGGAGGUGGUGGAUCCGGAGGUGGCUUUGGUGGAGGGCACGGAGGAACUGGUGGUGGCAUUGGAGGAGGAGUCAGUGGUGGUGGUGAAAAAGGUGGAGGUGUAGGAGGUGGUGGUGGAGCUGGAGGAGGAUUUGGUGGAGGCCACGGAGUCGGCAAAGGUGGAGGCGAAGGAGCCGGAGGUGGCAUUGGAGGAGGAGUCGGUGGUGGAGGUGGGGCCGGAGGUGGAUUUGGUGGAGGCCACGAAGGCGGGGGAGUCGGAGGUGGUUCUGGUGGUGGAAUUGGAGGUGGUGGUGGAGCUGGAGGUGGCUUUGGUGGAGGUCAUGGAGGCGGAAAAGGUGGCGGUGAAGGAGUCGGUGGUGGUGUUGGAGGAGUUGGUCAUGGAGGUUUUGGAGGAGGAGGUGCUGGUGGCAGAGGCGAGGGUGGCGGAUUCUAAUUUAGCAUUCCUAAAAAUAUAACUUAUAUUGACAAUGCUCGAGUCAUGGAUGUAACAUGCACGGAUUUAAAAUAGAUUAAUUAAAUAAAAUUUCAAGUAUUAUAUAAAGCUCUUUCAUGGAUGCACAUAAGUUUUUUCGAGUAUUAUAUUAAUGAAUUACAAUCUUAGUUUUUUUUACAA